AUGUGGCAAGAAGAGAGUGUCAAUCCAGCAAAGUUCAUUCACGGUAAUUUUACGGAACCCUGGUCUCUCUUCGUGACAUCGAAUGAUGAUAUUUAUAUUGAUGAUGGUACUGAGAAUCGUCGAGUGCAGAAAUGGAUAGCAGAAACAAAUAAUUUCAUCUCAGUGAUGAAUGUCAACUCAGUAUGUUUUGGUUUAUUUGUCGAUAACAAUGAUACUCUUUAUUGUUCAAUGCAUAAUCACCAUCAAGUAGUGAAAAGAUCAAUCAAUGAUGCUGUGAUGACUUCAAACCGCGUUGCUGCUGGAACAGGUAUUCCCGGAUCAGACCCAAAUCAACUCAGUGUUCCUCGUGGAAUUUUUGUCGAUAUAAAUCUUGAUUUAUAUGUGGCAGAUUGUGAAAAUGAUCGAGUUCAAUUGUUUCAGUCGGGAGAAUCAAACGGCAUCACAAUGGUUGGAAGUGGAUCAGUAAAUCCAACAAUUGCACUUUUUUGUCCAAGUGGAAUUAUAUUAGAUGCUGAGAAAAAUUUAUUCAUGGUGGAUAAUAUCAAUCAUCGCAUUGUUGGUUCAGACGUGAAUGGUUUUCGAUGUUUAGUUGGAUGUUAUGGAGUGGGUUCACAAUCCAAUCAAUUGAAUUAUCCGUUUAGUUUUAGUUUCGAUCGUUCUGGAAACAUGUUUGUUACUGAUCGAGCAAAUGGUCGAAUUCAAAAAUUUUUAUUGAUGAAAGGUUCUUUUGCUCUUUCAUUCAAUCAACCAAAGUUUUGUCCAACAGCCACUUGGAAUUCUAAUGGAAUUACUUUUGCUAAUCAAUCGAUUGUUGGUAAUUAUCCUACUGCCCUUUUUGUGAGCACAAACAACACAAUAUAUAGCACUAAUCAAGUAAAUAACACAAUUGUAAUAUGGCAAGAAGAGAGUGCCAAUCCAACAAAGAUCCUUUUUGGUAAUUUUACAAAACUCUCGUCUGUCUUCGUGACAUCAAAUGGUGAUAUUUAUAUUGAUGAUAGCAGGGAGAAUGGUCGAGUACAAAAAUGGAUAGCAGAAACAAGUACCUUUGUUACAGUGAUGAAUGUCCAGCCAUUAUGUUGGGGUUUGUUUGUCGAUAUCAAUGACACUCUUUAUUGUUCAAUGCCUGAUCGUGAUCAAGUAGUGAAAAGAUCAAUCAAUGAUGCUGUGAUGACUUCAAACCGCGUUGCUGCUGGAACAGGUAUUCCCGGAUCAGACCCAAAUCAACUCAGACGUCCUCAUGGAAUUUUUGUCGAUAUAAAUUUUGAUUUAUCUGUGGCAGAUUGUGAAAAUGAUCGAGUUCAAUUGUUUCAGUCGGGAGAAUCAAAGGGUAUCACAGUGGCUGGAAAAACAUCACUAAAACCAACAAUUGAACUUAACUGUCCCAGUGGAAUUAUAUUAGAUGCUGAGAAAUAUUUAUUCAUUGUGGACAAAGGCAAUCAUAGAAUUGUUGGUUCAGGCUUGAAUGGUUUUCGAUGUUUAGUUGGAUGUUAUGGAAUGGGUUCACAAUCCAAUCAAUUAAAUUCUCCAUUUAGUUUGAGUUUCGAUCGCUAUGGAAACAUAUUUAUUACUGAUACAGACAACCAUCGAAUUCAAAAAUUUAAAUAUUUAAAAAAAUAUUGUGUCAAUACAUUCUCGCUUCUUCAAAAGACUUAUUCAUCAUCACUGACUGAAAUCAGUCAAAUUUAUUACCGAGAUUGUGACAAACAAAAUUUUUAUUAUGAAUCAAUUCAAGUGAAGGUGAUUGAAAGUGGUUACUACACUUUUCGUGGUACUGGUGAUAUCGAUGGAUAUGGGUCUGUUUACAAAAACAAAUUUAAUCCACUAGAUCCAUCAGAAAAUUUGCUUAAAACAGAUGACGACAGCGGGUUUGAUGCUCAGUUCAAACUUGAUAUUCAUCUUGAUGUUAACAUGACAUAUGUAUUGGUUGUAACAACGUUUGAUUCAAAAGAAACUGGAAAAUUCUUGAUUGUUGUAUUGGGUAAAAGCAAGGUUCUUCUCGAGCGUCUUAGUACUGCAGUAAAUAUGCAAUUCAUGCAUUCGUCAAGUUUAACCGAUGACAGUCUAACAUAUUAUCGAGAUUGUCAAGUACCGCAGUGUCAUUAUGAAACUUCACAAAUUCAUGUUAAUACAACGGGCUUGUAUGUUCUUUGGAGUGAAAGUAAUAUUAAUGCAUAUGGAUAUAUCUACAAAAAUGAUUUCAAUCCUCUAAAACCAUCUGAAAAUUUACUCCUAUCACAUGAUGGUGCUGAAGAAAGUAGUUGUGUGAUUGGUGAUCAAUGUAACUUUUACAUCAAAGGAAUUGGUUUGACACUCGAUGAUAUUUUACGCGAUGAACUUCAACCGAAUACAGUGUUAAAUAAUCAAUCAUUUUCGAUUAAACUGAGUGCGGGUUUAACAAUAAUUAUGUUUGUCGCAGGAUUAAUCAAUAGUGUUCUCUCUUUUAUUACAUUUCAACAUAAAGAUUCUCAACAAGUUGGAUGUGGAAUGUAUCUAUUGGCAUCAUCGAUUACUUCUCUUUUGGCAAUUAGUAUGUUCCUAAUCAAAUUCUGGUUUGUUGUUCUUACUCAUAUCAAUGUGUCCACUAGUCUAUCUGUUCUUCGUGGAGGUUGUGCAUCUAUUGAACCAAUUUUAAAACUUUUUCUCUACUUGGAUGGUUGGCUGAAUGCUUGUGUAGCAGUUGAACGAGCAGUACUUAUUUUUAAAGGAGUCAAAUUUGAUAAAAAUAAGAGCAGAUGUAUUGCUCGACGAACAAUUCUUAUUUUACCAUUCUGUAUUUUGGGUACACUUAUUCAUGAGCUCGCAUAUCGCAGGUUGUUCGUUUAUGAAACAGCACCGGAUACGACAAAUAUGAAUAAGACAAAUGAAGACACAAUUAAGCGAUAUGUAUCAUGCAUCACUCGUUAUUCUCCUUCUAUACAAGAUUACAAUACAGCUGUUCUAUUUUUUCAUCUUGUUAGUCCAUUUAUCGUGAAUCUUUUCUCUGCAUUGUUCAUCAUCAUUAGAGGCGCUCAACAACGAUCACUGGCACGAAUUAAUCAAAGUUUUAAAGAACAUGUUCAAGAACAAUUCCGUGAACAUAAACAACUGAUCAUUAGUCCAAUAGUUUUACUCGUUUUAUCAAUACCUCGUCUCAUCAUUUCAUUACUUCCUGGUUGUGCGAAAAUAUCUGAGAACUUGUGGUUGUAUCUUGGACCAUAUUUCAUUUCGUUUACUCCUCCGAUGCUAAUUUUUCUUAUAUUUGUCUUUCCUUCAGAAUUGUAUAUGAAAGCAUUUAAGCAAUCGUUCAAUCGUAUUCGAAGGCGUACUCCUCCCUAA
Molecule: messenger RNA, 3315 nt
Organism: Adineta steineri
Lineage: Eukaryota; Metazoa; Rotifera; Eurotatoria; Adinetida; Adinetidae
Source: the annotation of a GenBank genome assembly